Messenger RNA from Brassica rapa (field mustard), 2207 nucleotides. Its product is annotated as B-box zinc finger protein 20. Gene Ontology annotation, biological process: photomorphogenesis; regulation of DNA-templated transcription. Gene Ontology annotation, molecular function: zinc ion binding. NCBI's taxonomy places the organism in Eukaryota, Viridiplantae, Streptophyta, Magnoliopsida, Brassicales, Brassicaceae. The record is from RefSeq and is a predicted model, not a curated record. Gene Ontology annotation, cellular component: nucleus.
ACAUGAAUGUCUUCAUAAAUACUAUUGUAUAGUACUGGUCCAAGGAUCCAAGUUGCGAGAGAGAGAUAGUGAGUGCGGAGCCCCCAAUCUUGUGAAAUUUCUAGAAAAAGAAACAAUACCCUUUCCAGAGAGGAAAUAAAAACACUGUUCUAUUACCAAACGAAAAAAAAGAAAGAUGAAGAUUUGGUGUGACGUGUGUGAUAAAGAAGAAGCUUCAGUGUUUUGUUGUGCAGAUGAAGCAGCUCUUUGUAAUGGUUGCGAUCGUCAUGUUCAUUUCGCCAAUAAGCUCGCCGGCAAGCAUCUCCGUUUCUCUCUCACUUCUCCUACUCCCAAAGAUGCUCCUCUCUGCGAUAUUUGUGGGGAGCGGCGUGCAUUAUUGUUUUGCCAAGAAGACAGAGCAAUACUAUGCAGAGAGUGUGACAUUCCAAUACAUCAAGCCAAUGAGCAUACUAAGAAACACAAUAGGUUCCUUCUUACCGGCAUCAAGCUCUCAGCCUCCCCAUCCGCAUACCCGAGAGCCUCCAACUCUGGUGCGACAUUGGGCCAGGCCAAGACUCGACCCAAAUCAGUAUCAGGGGAGGUCCCGAGCUCGGCCUCCAGUGAGGUCUUUGCGAGCUCUCCUUCCACGACUACAAGCAAUUACUAUUAUGGGCUAGAGGAAACCUAUCAGCAAGCUAGCGAUUCGGGCUCUGGAUCGGGUUCAGGCAGUAUAUCAGAGUAUUUGAUGGAAACGUUACCGGGCUGGAGAGUGGAAGAUUUGCUUGAAGAUCCUUCUUGUGUCUCCUAUGAGGACAACAACAAUAUUUUUACUAAGAUCAAUAACAAUGGGGUUUACGAUGGUUCUUCUUCACAAUAUCAGCAUCAAGGCUUUUGGGAACAAAAGCCCUUCUCCUGAACCUUUUUCUUUUGUUGGUUGGAGUCUUGUCUUUUUCUUUGGUUGUUGGGGGUAAUUACGUAUCCAAACCAACUUGUUGUUUCUGUUAAUCAUUUUUUUUUAACUUUUUCUACCUUUGUUUUUAAUAAGAAAGAACUGGUUUCUAUUUUACAACAAGAAUUUUGUUUUAGAUUUGACAAUUUUGACUAGCGUCAAACUCCGUUGUGUGAAAAAAUGCAUAUGAUACGAGUAAGUGGUUGCUGGGCCUUAAUUAGGCAAAAUAUAGUAAACUUUUUUCUGAAAAAAAUGUACAAGUCGGAUCAAUGUUAGGUCCUUAAGCCCAAUUUAUAAGAAAACGUAAAUCAACAAUUGGUGGUGAUCUUGCCGCCUUUAUGUAGCUCGGAACCCGUUUCCGAUUUUUUUUUUGGUUGUGCAUGUGUUUGAUGGUGUUAUUUUGUUGGAGUAAUACAUAUAUUAAGUUCAGGUUUAGCUGAAUUUGCUUUUAUAAUCAUUUGUAAUGUAUAUUGAUACUGAAUUUUGAAUUGAUAAAAGCUGUUUUCUUUCCUUGCAAAACUAAAUUUAACAAUAUAAUGGCUGUUUAGAUUAGAAUCUGUCAGUGAUAAAAAAAAGGUUGGCAUCUGUCUAAUUUUUGAUGUACAACAUUUGAUUGGUAAAAUUAAAAAAUAGACACAAGACUCGAGCAUGAUUCACAUUUUUUUUCCUAUUGUGAUAUGUUCAAUUUUCUUCAUCUCAUCAUUCUUCUUGAUUGACAUAAAACCAUCAAACAAAAAUAGCACGCAAUACAUUAGAUAGCUUCUAUGAUCUUCUUUCUUAUAUUCAUCUAGGCCGCAUUACACCUACUGUAUUCCAAGGCCUCUCUUUCAAAUGCAUUUACUCUAUUUUGUACGUAUAAUUUGAUGAGGGACAAUUCAAAGAUAGUCAGUCCCAAUUCCUAUCUAUAGUGACUAAACCAACCGAGAUAUAAUUCAACUGUACAUCCACUAAAGAUGAUUCUCAAGUACCUCUCUUGAUCAUAAACACAUAACUUUCUUACUUUUCUAAAUGCAAAGAAAUUUGACAAAAUACAGGAAAAUAAGAAGGAAGUUGAGAGACUAUCGAUGACAAGAAGACACAAGUUCUCAAACUCGCCACUAGACCUUUCAGAAAAGAGUAUCCAAAGAGAGCUGAUGGACGUGGACGCAGAGGAGUUGCAACCGAUUGACUAGUUAUCAAUUAUUAGCUCGGAUUGUUAUAUCAUCUCAACUCUAGUUCUUUGUUUCAUAUAUGCAUUUAUCGUUUUUUUCUUCAAAAAUACAAUCACAUCACUAAUCUA